Adineta steineri is the source of this 1503-nucleotide messenger RNA. Lineage: Eukaryota; Metazoa; Rotifera; Eurotatoria; Adinetida; Adinetidae. The record is from the annotation of a GenBank genome assembly.
AUGAGCACGGGUAAGUUUCAAGAUUACAAUACUGUACACACGAAGAAAAUAACAAUGCAAUUAACAGUUACAGACUCAACAACUACUACAAUUACCACGACUACAGACACAGCUUCCACAACAACAAAAACAACAGCAGCAACAACAACAACAACAACUACAACUACAACAACGACUCUACCCACAUGUACCGUUACUUGUCUCAAUCAAACUUGGUUAUCUAAUGCGUCAAUCUUGGGUAAAUGGCAUUUUGAAAACAACUAUGCUGAUGAGUUUAAUUUGCAUAAUGGCGUUGCAUCAGGUAGUCCUAAUCUUACAUUCGUUCAAGGAUACGCUGGUCAAGCCAUUUCAUUCGUCGCUAAUUCUAAUCAAAUGGUAUCGACUUCAUACAUCCCUUUGGCAAAUAUAAGCUUUUCCAUAGAUGCUUGGAUUUAUCCAACUGGUCUGACUAACACAUUACACCAAAGUAUCUGCGGUCUUUGUCCCACAGCAGGAGCUGAUCAAUGUCUACAUAUGACACUUCGUUUGACCAGCUCGAGCUACCCACUUUACUUUGGUCUUUAUAAUGAUGAUGUCAAUACCAAUACACCAGCCACUUCAACCAAGAUUUGGGUGCAUGCAGCUUUCGUAUAUGAUGGCAAAAACAGAACAUUAUCUGUCUACCGCAAUGGAAUUUUUCUAUCAGGAGGCUCAACCUCUUCAGGAUUGAAAGCGACUAGUGGCAGCUUUCAAAUUGGUAAUCUUCCUGUUUUGGUACCGACUAUCAAUACAUGGCAGGGUUACAUUGACGAACUGUCCGUUAGUGGUCGACUAAAGUCUGCGUGUGAAAUUUUGGAGCAGGCUACACUGGCGGCUCGUUUCAGCUUCGAUGGAAGUUCACCACUACUUGAUCUGGGACCAAACUCAGUCGCAUCUCACGCGUCAAAUUAUAGUCUGGUUAGUGGUCGAACUCUACAAGCUAUAUCAUUCAUGGGUACCUCCUCUUCAUUCCUGCAAACAUCAGGUUUUCUUGCUCUUGGUAUAGCCAAUCAGCCAUUCAGCUUUUCACUGUGGGUGAAGCCACAGUUACUUGCGGGCACAAUCGUGCAUGUAUCGACCAAUGGUUCGGGCACCGGUUUAUGUGCUCCUUUUAUUGGCUUCUCAUCGAACGGUUCAUUAAUAGUUCAAAUGAUGACAAAUACUAGUUAUGUAGCUAUAUCGUAUUCAAGUCUGUCACUAAUCGAAUUUACUCACAUUGUUCAGACGUGGAGUUCAACAAAUGGACUUCGACUGUAUAUCAAUAAUGCGUUGGUUGGAUCAAUAGCAGCAGCAACUUAUCGGACUGCUUCGACUUGGGUCAAUUACGUGACACUAAGUGGUUGUUUGAACGGCUGUGUGAGCUGCUCUGCAGUUCCAGGUAAUCAAAUAUUGUCAGGCCCAUUCGCAGGUGCUGUAGAUGACUUUCGAGUAUACAGUCGUGAAGUGACAGCAAGUGAUGUAUGUAAUUUAUACGUAUAUAGCUGA